CAAGAAAUGUGAGGAAACCUACGCCACCCAAGCCUACUUCCCUUGCCCCGUCUCUCCAGCUCCGUUUCGACCCCUUCUUUCUCUUCUUCUUUUGCGAAAGAACAGGGGAAAAAAGGAAGGGGUUCAUUAUGGGGAGGGCGACGGCGGCGAGGAGCUAGCGGCGUUCCGACCCAGAGCAUCUUCUGGGGGGUGGAGUCAUCUUCACCGGGAAGAGCUCCAUCGUGGCGAGCUGCGCGGGACGCUAACGAGGAAUCCUCCCAUCAGCAAUGGACGACUCGCCCCUAAGCCGCGGACCCCUGGGCCCCCUGCUAGGUAGUGGUCCACUGGACCCGUCGUCGUCGGGAGAUUCAGGUGGCUCGGGUGGAUCGCCGUCGGGAGAUUCGGAUAGCUCGGGUGGAUCGUCGUCGUCGGAAUCCCCGCCGUCUCCCUCCAGCUCACAAUCGUCCACGCAGUCGACCCCGCCGCCAGGGUCCGAGGACUCGGCGCCGUCGCCGCCCUCGCCGUCUCUGUCACCGCCGCCGGCUACGCCAGCAGGUACCAGCGGGUCGCCCCCGGCUACGCCAGCAGGUACCAGCGGGUCGCCCCCGGGUCAAUCAUCGCCGCCGGGAUCAAAUGCCAUCCCGUCUCCGCAGGCUCCGAAGAACAGCGGGGGCGGCGACGGCUCCUCGGAGAGCGGGGGCGGUUCCAAGGGCGGGGGCGGUUCGAGCGGCCGCGGCAAGGGCGGGAGCAAGCAAGACGGUUCUCCUCCCGUGGAGGCCGUGGUCGUCGGCGUGGUGAUCGGGGUCCUGGUCUUCGCCCUGCUGCUGUGCAUCGCCGCGUGCGUGUGCUGCGCCAGGAGGAAGAAGAAGAAGCCGCCCAUGGCCAUGCCCUUCUACACCGACCAGCAUGGGAACGUGUACUACGCGAACAACAUGCCGAGCCCGUGGCAGCAGAGCGGCGGCCCGUCGGACGGGCACGGCGGCGUGGGGUGGCACCUGCAGUACCCGCAGGGACAGGGGCCGCUGAGCGAGGAGAUGACGAUGAGCGGGUCGCACGGGUCGGGGUCGUCGAUGCCCCCGCCGCCGCCGGCCAUCUUCGGGUCGCAGAGCUCGUUCACGUACGAGGAGCUGGCGUCGGCCACGGGCGGGUUCUCCAAGGCGAACCUGCUGGGGCAGGGCGGGUUCGGGUACGUGUACAAGGGCGUGCUGCCGGGCAGCGGCAAGGAGGUGGCGGUGAAGCAGCUCAAGGCCGGCAGCGGGCAGGGCGAGCGCGAGUUCCAGGCGGAGGUGGAGAUCAUCAGCCGCGUCCACCACCGCCACCUCGUCUCCCUCGUCGGCUACUGCAUCGCCGGCGCCUCCCAGCGCCUGCUCGUCUACGAGUUCGUCGCCAACGACACCCUCGAGCGCCACCUCCACGGGAAGGACCUGCCGGUCAUGGACUGGCCCAAGAGGCUCGCCAUCGCGCUCGGCUCCGCCAAGGGCCUGGCGUACCUGCACGAAGACUGCAAUCCAAGGAUCAUCCACCGUGACAUCAAGGCGGCCAACAUUCUCUUGGACGAAAAUUUCGAGGCCAAGGUCGCGGAUUUCGGGCUCGCCAAGUUGACGACGGACAACAACACCCACGUCUCCACGCGCGUCAUGGGAACGUUCGGGUACCUGGCGCCGGAGUACGCCUCCAGCGGCAAGCUGACGGACAAGUCGGACGUCUUCUCCUUCGGCGUCAUGAUGCUCGAGCUCAUCACCGGCCGGCGGCCCGUCGACCCCAGCAACUACAUGGAGGACAGCCUGGUGGACUGGGCGAGGCCGCUCCUGGCGCGCGCGCUGUCGGAGGGCGGCAGCUUCGACGAGGUGGUCGACCAGCGCCUGGAGAACAAGUACGACCGGCAGGAGAUGGAGCGCAUGGCCGCCAGCGCCGCCGCCGCCGUCCGGCACUCCGCCAAGCGCCGCCCCAAGAUGAAACAGAUCGUUCGCGCGCUGGAGGGCGACGCGUCGCUGGACGACCUGAACGAAGGGAUGAAGCCAGGGCAGAGCAUGAUAUACAGCUCCGACGAGUCCGGGAGCUACGCGGCCAACAUUAACAGGCUUUGGCAGGUCGCGUUCGAGAGUAGCGAGGAGUACACCAACGAGUACAGCGGGACGGGGGAGUCGGGGGAGACAACACAACGGCAUCACUAACCAUUAAUCCCUUCGAGGAGCUCUUCACCGUAUAUAUGGAUCUGUGAUGUAAGUUGGCCGUGUAAAGGGAAUCGUUUGGUGUAUAUACGUACGAGGACGAGGUGUACACUAUGGUUGAUGAUGAUGUAACUGCUUCAAUGCUUGUGAAUCGGUGCUGUAUUAUCGUGUAAAUUUGAUGUAUCCGUGUACUUACAUGAUGUAAUGCGCAGCUCUUCGGUUGUAUUAGCUCAGUGGAAAGAGAACUUCAAUGGAGAGCCUCGAUAUGUGGCAUUGUUAGA
Triticum aestivum (bread wheat) is the source of this 2431-nucleotide messenger RNA. RefSeq names its product proline-rich receptor-like protein kinase PERK5. The transcript is spliced from 7 exons. The record is from RefSeq and is a predicted model, not a curated record. NCBI's taxonomy places the organism in Eukaryota, Viridiplantae, Streptophyta, Magnoliopsida, Poales, Poaceae. Gene Ontology annotation, molecular function: ATP binding; protein kinase activity. Gene Ontology annotation, biological process: protein phosphorylation. Bases 267 to 2153 code for a protein of 628 amino acids.